UAAUCAUUUCUUCCUCUCUUCUUUAGUUUUUUUAAAAAAGUAAAGCAACUCAGUCACUGAAGCACGCUCAGUCGUCCCCGCCAUUGAAUUGAAAACACAAAACCCUAGGGAAGAAGAGAAGAGUCGAAGAUGCCUCGGGAGAUCAUAACGUUACAAGUGGGACAAUGCGGGAACCAGAUCGGUAUGGAGUUCUGGAAACAGCUCUGUCUCGAACACGGCAUCAGCAAAGACGGCAUUCUCGAAGAUUUCGCUACUCAGGGAGGUGAUAGAAAGGAUGUAUUUUUCUAUCAAGCUGAUGAUCAACACUACAUACCGAGGGCUUUGCUUAUGGAUUUGGAGCCUAGGGUGAUCAAUGGAAUUCAAACUGGUGAUUAUCGAAAUCUAUUUAAUCAUGAGAAUCUAUUUAUGUCAAAAGAGGGAGGAGGUGCAGGCAACAAUUGGGCUAGCGGAUAUCAUCAGGGUAAAAGUGUUGAAGAGGAUUUGAUGGACAUGAUUGACAGAGAGGCAGAUGGAAGUGAUAGCCUUGAAGGUUUCGUUUUGUGCCAUUCAAUUGCUGGUGGAACAGGCUCAGGAAUGGGUUCUUAUCUUUUGGAGACUCUGAAUGAUCGCUAUAGUAAGAAACUGGUACAGACAUAUAGCGUGUUUCCCAACCAGAAUGAGAUAAGUGACGUGGUGGUCCAGCCAUACAACUCCCUUUUGACACUCAAGCGGCUUACACUGAAUGCUGAUUGCGUAGUUGUUCUUGAUAAUACUGCACUUAAUAGGAUUGCCGUGGAACGCCUUCAUAUUCCAAAUCCUUCCGUCUCCCAGACCAAUUCUUUAGUGUCUACUGUAAUGUCAGCAAGCACUACUACUUUGCGUUAUCCUGGAUACAUGAACAAUGACUUAGUUGGUCUUCUUGCUUCUUUGAUUCCAACACCAAGAUGCCAUUUUCUAAUGACAGGAUAUACACCUCUAACUGUAGAACGUCAGGCGAAUAUGAUUCGUAAAACCACUGUUCUAGAUGUGAUGAGAAGACUUCUUCAGACAAAGAACAUCAUGGUUUCUUCAAAUGCACGAACAAAAGAAGCUAGUCAGGCAAAAUACAUAUCUAUACUAAACAUUAUCCAGGGAGAAGUUGAUCCAACUCAGGUUCAUGAUAGUCUACAAAGAAUUCGUGAGAGAAAGCUUGUUAAUUUUAUCGAAUGGGGACCUGCAAGCAUUCAGGUUGCUUUAUCUAGAAAGUCUCCUUAUGUUCAAACUGCCCAUAGGGUAAGUGGCCUUAUGCUAGCAAGUUAUACUGGUAUCCGGCAUCUAUUUAGCAAGUGUUUGAGUCAGUAUUCACUACUGAGAAAGAGGCAGGCCUUCCUUGACAAAUACAGGAGUUUUCCAUUGUUCGAUGACAAUGAUCUUUCAGAAUUUGAUGAAUCCAGAGACAUAAUUGAGAGCUUAGUUGAUGAAUACAAGGCUUGUGAGUCCCCUGAUUACAUCAAAUGGGGAAUGGAGGAUCCCGACCACAUCUUAACCGGAGAAGGGAAUGCUACAGGAUCUGUGGAUCCAAGGGAUCCAAGUUUAGCAAUGUAAAUUAUGUGAAUUUUAGAUUUUUAUUUUGAGGUCUCUUAUUAUUUUCUCACUGGAGUUGACGCAUAUGUGUAUAACACAUCUAUAUGUGGUACUCACAUUUCCUCGUGUAAAAUACUACCAGCAGUUUCCUAUGGUUCAUCCAUCGUGUACUGAUAGUUGUGAGGUUUUUAAUAGAUCAAACACUGGUAUUUCAUGAAAAUAAUUUGUUAAA
Daucus carota subsp. sativus is the source of this 1774-nucleotide messenger RNA. RefSeq names its product tubulin gamma-1 chain. The transcript has 11 exons. Gene Ontology annotation, molecular function: GTP binding; structural constituent of cytoskeleton. Gene Ontology annotation, biological process: mitotic sister chromatid segregation; mitotic spindle organization; cytoplasmic microtubule organization. Bases 130 to 1563 code for a protein of 477 amino acids. Gene Ontology annotation, cellular component: microtubule; nucleus; cytoplasm. NCBI's taxonomy places the organism in Eukaryota, Viridiplantae, Streptophyta, Magnoliopsida, Apiales, Apiaceae. The record is from RefSeq and is a predicted model, not a curated record.